AUGCUGGAGACUCUAUGCCGCCAACUCCAUUCCAGUUUUCAUCAGCUACGUGACAGGACGCGUACUGUUUUGUUUUCCUCUUGCGGCCCCAAUCUGAUUAGUGAUCCGAUACUCUGGUUACCCAUGACACACAGAAUACCUAAAGUCUGCUCAUAUCAUCCUUAUGUACACUUUUAG
This is a messenger RNA of Cokeromyces recurvatus, 177 nucleotides long. RefSeq lists its product as uncharacterized. The transcript has 3 exons. The record is from RefSeq and is a predicted model, not a curated record. The coding region runs from base 1 to 177 and encodes 58 amino acids. NCBI's taxonomy places the organism in Eukaryota, Fungi, Mucoromycota, Mucoromycetes, Mucorales, Mucoraceae.